Mya arenaria is the source of this 1761-nucleotide messenger RNA. RefSeq lists its product as uncharacterized. NCBI's taxonomy places the organism in Eukaryota, Metazoa, Mollusca, Bivalvia, Myida, Myidae. Gene Ontology annotation, molecular function: wide pore channel activity. The coding region runs from base 1 to 1761 and encodes 586 amino acids. The transcript is spliced from 10 exons. The record is from RefSeq and is a predicted model, not a curated record. Gene Ontology annotation, cellular component: membrane.
AUGUACUUUACAAGCACAGCCGUUUCAGUGUUCUGUGCGAUCGUUUUCCUGUUUUCGCGGGGCACUUCCGGGGUAAGUCAACGGGCAGCUCCCGCGGCGCUGGCGGACCUUGGCCUUGGCUACAACCUGCUGUACGGAAACACGGACGGCGGAGGCUGGCGGAGCGGUGGUGAUGACCCGGGGCUGCUGGCCACUAGACACAUUCUUCGUCUUGAUUGCGAGGACUCCGCGAAACUUCCUGUUAAUGUCAUAUACGAGAGCCAUGAGAACUGCCAGACUACGAAAGCAGACGACAUCAUAUUCAGUCCAAAAUCCUAUCAAACGAAACUCGCAUCAAGAAUAACAUAUAAUGGACGACAAAUAUCUGGAGUAUCGGAUCUUGCUUUCACAAAAAGUACAGCAUAUGACGCGGUGGCACGUGAAACGGAUGCCAUUCACUACGUGUUACAAGACUCCACGAGUACGUGCGUGCACGGGUCUAUGCGUUACCAACAGUUCGUACACUCCGACCUCACCGAUGAAUUCAUUUCCGCCGUUUGUGGUCUUCCGGUGAAGUACAUCGCCAGCAACUAUGAGCAGUUUAUCGACACUUGGGGAACGCACGUUGUGACGGGAGUGACGUUAGGCACACGCAAGACGGAACGGACGAUUGUACCUCGAACGGAUUACGUCAAAAAAGUCAUGUCCACGUCUCCGCAUGACGUCACUGUUGGAGGGCCGAUGUAUACGUCCCAAACGUCAUAUGUCGUGGACACCGCCUCAUUGAAAUUACGUUCAGAAUUUCCGCUGGGGUUUGUCUCGUCCCCAACAUCCACCCUUUACACUGGGAUUUCCACCGACAUAGUUGGGACAACGACGACUUCAAUUGAGCCGAUUGGUUUAAGCUUAAUGUCAAUUGACGUGCUUUUGGAUCAAAGUAACUUUGGUGUAGACGCAAACGAGCUCUCUUACUUAGACGCUUGUCAAAGCAUAAAUUCCCAGAUGCUAGAACAGCGACGGCAAAAUUUAGUUCAAGCGUUAACGAAUUACGGAAUUAUGAAGAAUGCAUCUCAGCCUGUAGGUAUGCAGCAAGGAUACGAGAAAUUCGCAAUCCCAGUCGUCUGGCCUCAAGGAACGUUCGCCUUAAUGAAGCCUCGGACCGGUUGUCCCACCUCCGCUAGUCGCUGGCUGGAAGGUUGGCUUAAGCAGACUCCAGAAAGACAGUCGCCAAAUAACGAGUGGAACGCAACGCAUCUUGAUGGGUCUUUAACGAAAACAGAAUACAACUUCCAUUUUUGCGUAAAGCCAGACGCUUCGGACGAAUUUUCACUUGCUUGGCCACAAGGAGACUAUUGUGUGCUAAAACAUGGAAACUGCCCGACUGAUUUCACAGAAGGUUAUGUUCAAUUUGACGAUGAUGACACAGACAAUGGUAAUGCUCACGGCGGAGUUAUGCCCGACGGGACGUAUGGCAGCGAUACACGGCUCAACUUUUGUUGUCGGUCUGACGGCAGGUCAUACAACGCCAUCACCCUGCCGACUGAUAAGCCAUUUUAUCUGUUCCCGAAUGGAAAUGGAUGUCAAGAAGUGAAUGGCAUGCACUCGUUGGUUGAAUACAUACAAUGGGACGACGAGGACCAAACGCAGAAUGUACAUAGUGGCAUCGGUGGAGACACACCAGGAAUGACAUAUUGCGAUGGCCAUAACUGUGGGGGAACCUACUCCAAAAUAUAUUUCUGUUACUACGAGAAAAACAUAUCUACUGGCAUUAUUGUUGGAUAG